UGCACAAAGAAAACAAGGAGCAAGAGAUCAUCAGGGAGAUCGAGAAGGAAACGGCGGCAAUGGCGGGUGGGGAAGGAGACGUGAAGCUGCUGGGCCUGCGGCUGAGCCCGUUCGUGGCCCGCGUGCGCAUGGCGCUGGACGCCAAGGGCGUGGCCUACGAGUACGUCGAGGAGGACCUCGCCGCCAAGACCGACCUCCUCCUCGCCUCCAACCCGGUGCACCGGAAGGUCCCCGUGCUCAUCCACGCCGGCAAGCCCGUCUGCGAGUCCCGCGUCAUCCUGGAGUACGUCGACGAGGCCUGGCCCAGCAGCCCCCGCAACCUCCUCCCCGUCGGCGCACUGGAGCGCGCCGCCGCGCGGUUCUGGGCCGCCUACGUCGACGGCGAGCUGUUCCCCGCCUGGGGGCGCGUCAUGAUGGCCGCGACGGAGGAGGAGAGGGCGGGGAGGGCUGCCGAGGCGGCCGAGAUGGUGGCGCACCUGGAGGAGGCCUUCGCCAGGUGCUCGAACGGUGGCGCGUUCUUCGGCGGCGACGCCGUUGGGUACGUCGAUCUCGUGCUCGGGAGCAACCUGUUCUGGUUCGAGGCGCUAAGGAGGAUGUUCGGCGUGAGGUUGAUCGACGAACGGAGGACGCCGCUGCUGGCGGCGUGGGCUGAGCGGUUCGGUGAAGCCGCGGCGGCGAACGGGGUGGUGACGGACACGCUCGUGGGCAUGGCCGUGGAGCACGCCAAGAAGCUCCGGGCUGCUGCUAUGGCCAGGAACUGAGCAGUGGAGCUGCUUCAGUUUUUUUACUCUAAUGUUAUGGAUCAGGGGUAGUUCAGUGAGAUUUAGCUUCAGGUGUACUUCUACUAGUCAUAAAAAAAAAUAGAUUUACACAAGAUCGAUACAUCACGUAUCCAUCACGUGGAACAAAAUUUGAGAACGAAAUUAGAACCGUGAAAUAAAGAAGACAGAUGCGUCCUGAGAUAGUAGUCACAAUCUGCUAAACAGGAGUAU
Lolium perenne is the source of this 992-nucleotide messenger RNA. Its product is annotated as probable glutathione S-transferase GSTU6. Gene Ontology annotation, biological process: glutathione metabolic process. Gene Ontology annotation, cellular component: cytoplasm. The record is from RefSeq and is a predicted model, not a curated record. Gene Ontology annotation, molecular function: glutathione transferase activity. NCBI's taxonomy places the organism in Eukaryota, Viridiplantae, Streptophyta, Magnoliopsida, Poales, Poaceae.